Messenger RNA from Physeter macrocephalus (sperm whale), 1049 nucleotides. RefSeq names its product histone deacetylase 3 (gene HDAC3). The record is from RefSeq and is a predicted model, not a curated record. The transcript has 9 exons. NCBI's taxonomy places the organism in Eukaryota, Metazoa, Chordata, Mammalia, Artiodactyla, Physeteridae. Gene Ontology annotation, molecular function: histone deacetylase activity. Bases 69 to 875 code for a protein of 268 amino acids. Gene Ontology annotation, cellular component: nucleus.
GCAAGACCGGGGGUGGGGCAGGCGGCCAGGCUGGCGGCGGAGGCGCGGGGCCUUCUCCCGCCGGCACCAUGGCCAAGACUGUGGCCUAUUUCUACGACCCCGACGUGGGCAACUUCCACUACGGGGCUGGUCACCCUAUGAAGCCCCAUCGCUUGGCAUUGACCCAUAGUCUGGUCCUGCACUACGGUCUCUAUAAGAAGAUGAUCGUCUUCAAGCCAUACCAGGCCUCCCAGCAUGACAUGUGCCGCUUCCACUCUGAGGACUACAUCGACUUCCUGCAGAGAGUCAGCCCCACCAAUAUGCAAGGCUUCACCAAGAGCCUUAAUGCCUUCAACGUGGGCGAUGACUGCCCAGUGUUUCCCGGGCUCUUUGAGUUCUGCUCCCGUUACACAGGCGCAUCUCUGCAAGGAGCAACCCAGCUGAACAACAAGCCUUCUCUGCACAUCCCUCUCCUGUCCCUGCCUCCAGGCUGGAGCCCCAGGGUUGCCCUUAGGGAACUGGUGGUAUUAGGUUUCAGGUACCACCCUCGGGUGCUCUACAUUGAUAUUGACAUCCACCACGGUGACGGGGUUCAGGAAGCCUUCUACCUCACUGACCGGGUCAUGACAGUGUCCUUCCACAAAUAUGGAAACUACUUCUUCCCUGGCACAGGUGACAUGUAUGAAGUUGGAGCAGAGAGUGGCCGCUACUACUGCCUCAAUGUGCCCCUGCGGGAUGGCAUUGAUGACCAGAGUUACAAGCACCUUUUCCAGCCGGUUAUCAACCAGGUGGUGGACUUCUACCAACCCACGUGCAUUGUGCUCCAGUGUGGAGCUGACUCUCUGGGCUGUGAUCGAUUGGGCUGCUUCAACCUCAGCAUUCGAGGACAUGGGUGAGACCUGCCCUCCUUCCACUCCUCCAGGUUUUCACGUGGCCUUGGGCCUCAAUACGUGGAAUGGGAGUAGUUGGGGAAUGGGCCUCACCUCCUUUUGGGACUCAAAAAUAGCUACAUGUUGUACUUUAAACCAGAAAUGUCACCUUAAACAGUGUUCCCCAGUUGGUCAUUCAUU